Molecule: messenger RNA, 706 nt
Organism: Thermothelomyces thermophilus ATCC 42464
Lineage: Eukaryota; Fungi; Ascomycota; Sordariomycetes; Sordariales; Chaetomiaceae
Exons: 1
Coding region: 143-526 (127 amino acids)
Source: RefSeq, a predicted model, not a curated record
CUUGGGGUGUACAGUAGGGCUUUAUGACUGACUAUCUUAAACUACAGACAACCCCAUAUGGGCAUCAGGUGGUCAGAGUAUCUGCAGUACCUUAGGCAUGACACAAGUCUCGCACAAAAGUAGGUGGUGGUAGGCGGCUUGGAUGCUAUGGGACAAGUUCAUGUGGUACGCAGGGUCUGAUGGUUCCGACAGACACUAUGAUUCUGAGAAAAGGCUGUGUUUUGGUCUCGUGUCGGCCAAUUCGAACCCGCACGACAGGGACCGACCUUCUAAAUGGGGUUGUGGUUACCUACACUACUCACACUCCGGGGCAUCUGCGGCUACCCAAUUCUUGCGCCGAGACGGGCCUGUAAUUGUUUACAUCUCGAACCCCAACCGGCCGCCAGCUCAUCUUGUUCCAGGCCCAGUCUCUCAGGCCGUCUGGCAAGCGUACGACUCGCAGCCCUUCUCCCAGACGGUCGAGGUGACAGUGGCAACCUGGACAUCCACGGACGUGACCGUUACCGGCUGUGUCACCGUGGUUUGAUAGACUGUCGACCCCGGCUUCGUGUCGGUAAAGGUAUUCGUGACGAAGUACACAUUGGUCGUGGUGGACACAUGGCCGAUCUCGCUCGUCCACGUCGUGGCAUAGCUGUCGCAGGGAAAGAGUUAGUGAGGUUGGCUCCGGUCAGGACAACUUGAACCUCGUUUUUUGUGAAUGCAGUGA